AUGUCCGGCGCAGAACAGCGCAACGAGCGUAUGCUCGAAGAAAUCCUCAGGCUACCAGGAAACGACAAUUGUGCCGACUGCCACUCUUCUGCCCCCAGAUGGGCCAGUGUCAACCUGGGCAUAUUCCUCUGCGUCGGGUGCGCUUCAGUACAUCGAAAGCUCGGUACUCAUCAAAGCAGAGUCAAAUCGGUCACGCUCGACAGCUGGAGCAGAGACCAGAUAUCCACCAUGCGAUCCAUAGGCAACACCGCCUCCAACGCCAUCUACAACCCCAACGAGCGGCUGCACCCCCCUCCCUCCUCGUACGGCCACGAAGAACGGGAUUCCGAGAUCGAGCGGUACAUUCGCAAAAAGUACGAGCAAUGCGCUUUCAAAGGCGGGGCUUCUGCGCGCCUUGACGGGCGGGUAGAGCCGACGAGUCUCAACAGGGCGAGAGAGGCGGACGGGCGGUUGCAGGCCGGGGCGGCGGGGUGGACGUUUGGUAAAGAGAAUAGGCGGAACCCCGAGUUGAACGAUAUCGUGAUGCCGCGGAAGAAGGAGAGAGACUUGCCGCCUAUCCCCGUCAGCCCGUCCGCCUCUUCGCCCACUGGUAGAGCUCCGCCGAGAGCGAGGCCGGUACGCUCGCCUUCGGCGCAGAAUGUGGCUUCGAUGCGCCCAGCGCCGGCCCCGCCGUCCGAAGCCAACCUCGUCGAUUUUUCCUCCGCUUCCACCUCUACUCUGCCCCUGCAGCUCAACGUAUCCCCUUCGCCUCAACCUCAACAACCCCAAUACAUCCCUAUACAGCCUACAGGCUUUUCCACCUCCCCGUCUUUUACCCCGCAAUUCGCGAGUCCGAAUGGGAUGAUGUCCAACUACCUCUCCCCACAACCUUCUCCUUCCCAAACAUUCAACAACAUACAAUACUCUCCCCAGCCACAACAGGGCUACGGCCACCAUCUCUCCACACAACCAUCCUAUCCAACCUUGCAACAACCGCAGAUGUCGCCCGGCUUUCAAAGCCAGCAGGCUUUCGGGAACGGGAUGAUGGGUGGACAGCAGAUGGGGCAGAUGCAGAUGGGACAGGGUCAAUUCGGGAUGGGUAUGGGCCAGCAGGGGAUGAUGAAUGGGUCUUCAAACGGUCAGGGACAGAUGGGCGGGUAUGGGCAGAUGAAUGGGAUAGGGCAGAUGGGCCAGGUGGGACAGAUGGGCCAGAUGGGCCAGAUGGGGAUGAAUGGGAUGGGUUUUCAACAAGGUUAUUAUACCAUGUAG
Messenger RNA from Cryptococcus wingfieldii CBS 7118, 1248 nucleotides. RefSeq lists its product as hypothetical. Bases 1 to 1248 code for a protein of 415 amino acids. Lineage: Eukaryota; Fungi; Basidiomycota; Tremellomycetes; Tremellales; Cryptococcaceae. Gene Ontology annotation, molecular function: GTPase activator activity. Gene Ontology annotation, cellular component: Golgi apparatus. The transcript has 3 exons. The record is from RefSeq and is a predicted model, not a curated record. Gene Ontology annotation, biological process: endocytosis; intra-Golgi vesicle-mediated transport; endoplasmic reticulum to Golgi vesicle-mediated transport.